CAGUGCAUUUCAGGCUGCAGCCUGGGUAUGCGCAACAUCCGACCUCCUCCAGGCUCCUCCUCCUCCCGCCCGAGCAGCCCGACUGCCUGCCUGUGCCCGGACCAGGGAAGGAACCAAGAAGAAAAGACCAGCGCUGGCUGAAGUCCGCUUCACCAGACCAGAGUGACAGUCCAGAUUAAAAGGUAAACCUGUGGUUAUAAGAAAAUUGCCACCAUGAAUGACUCUGAUUCCAAUUUUUCCUGCUACCAUCCAUCCAUUGUGGAGUAUCGUUAUUUUGCUGUGACAUGGGGUAUUAUUGUGACUUUGGUGGGGACACUUGGCAAUGUGCUGACAGUAAUUGCGUUUGCACUAGACAAAAAGCUACAAACUCGCUUCAACCUACUCAUCGUCAAUCUGACUUUGGCUGACAUCUUGUACUGCUUAUUUUUGCAGCCUUUUUCAGUAGACUCAUACCUCCACCUUUACUGGAGAAGCGGAGCCACCUUCUGCAGGGUCUUUGGAAUGUUAUUGUUUGUAUCCAAUUCCGUAUCCAUUCUGAACUUGUGUCUUAUUGCUGUUAGUCGGUACAUCCUCAUUACUAACAACAAACUGUUUGAUCGAAUAUUUUCCAGACUGGGCACAACUCUUAUACUGCUGUGCACAUGGGUGAUUGGGUUUGCAAGUUUUGCCCCACUUUGGCCAGUCUUCGUCUUAGUGCCCAAGGUCUGCACCUGCAGCUUUCAUCGUAUAAGGGGCAGGCCUUACACCACCAUAUUGAUGGUAUUUUACUUUGUGGUGGGCCUAGGAUGUGUUGGGGUCUUUUACUACCUGAUUCAUCGUAAAGUAAAAUCUGCUGCCAAGGCUCUUGACCAGUACAAGCUCGGCAAUGCCAAGAAGGUGAAAUCAAGUGAUUCUGGAUUGAACUCAGGUGUGGUCGGCAAGUUUCAUGACCUAGAAGACAGUGGAGUGGACACUGCAGCAUCUAGCGAGGUAAUCUCAGAACAUCUUCCAUCCUCAAGGGCUACUGACACCUCAAGUUCUUCUGAUUAUGUGAAAUCAGUACCUGCAUCACAGCCAAAAGACACUGGGUCAGAUUUCAAAAAGGUCACCCGUAUGUGUUUUGUUGUCUUUCUCUUUUUUGUUAUCAGCUAUAUUCCAUUUAUGCUGCUUAACAUUUUUGAUGCCAAAAACAAAGCACCGCAAGUGCUUCACAUGAUUGCUGCAAACCUGACAUGGUUAAAUAGCUGCAUCAACCCCAUACUCUACGCAGCCAUGAAUCGCCAGUUCCGUGAUGCUUACAAAAGAGUUUUGUUACUUGUCAUUAACAAAUUCAGAAGAACGUGAGAAAUACAGGAGCUUUUUAAAGACUGGACCUUUCACUGUUUAUUAUGGAAACACAAUUGUAUGAACUCAAUAUAAAGCACAAAUUUCAUGAUUUCUUUUCCCAUUCCCACUAUGGGACAAACAUGAAUAUAUAAAAAAUAUUUCUUUAACUUUUUUCUGCCAGUAUUAGGAGUGAUUUUUUUUUUAAUAUGAAGUAUGGAUGUCUGUCUUUUUUUUAUUUUUAUUUUAUCGCUGUACAGUUAUUUAAAUAAUAUUCUCAACAUAUUUAUGUAGACCUAUACCGCAUUAUAAAAAUCAGGCAGACAAAACAAAAUACAGGAAUGUGAUUCUGACAUUCUAAAUCAUGACUAUUUUCAGCUUCUACUAUGAGAUUUACUAAAUGGCAUAGUUUAUAGUGGUCUGCCAGUUUUGGGCAUUAAUAUUAGAACAGGUUUAAGGCAAAAUCACAUGGUCCCAUUAUUUGGCUAAUUUCAGAUUGGCAACAAGGUAUUAAAGGAUGUACUAAGCUGAACAUUCAAUUCAUUGUCUGGUAGAUACCCCAAAUACACCACAUUCACAGACCUCGAGACCUAUGCCACAUGCCAUAGGACACAUGAUGGCGAAAAGAGUGCUGUACACUUGAUACUUUAAAUAUUUUUAAGCCACAUAUACUGUCUGUCUGAUUAUUUAUUGCUGGCAUAUGUUUUGGACAUGGAUAAGCACUAUAUUUAUUUUGUUUUGCUUUGUGCACUUAUGUAUAUAAAAUAAGCUAUAAGGGUGCUGUAUGUAUAUAUUGUAAUAAAGGUUUUUAUUCUUAUCAC
Molecule: messenger RNA, 2123 nt
Organism: Rana temporaria (common frog)
Lineage: Eukaryota; Metazoa; Chordata; Amphibia; Anura; Ranidae
Gene: GPR84
Product: G protein-coupled receptor 84
Exons: 2
Coding region: 214-1323 (369 amino acids)
Biological process (GO): neuropeptide signaling pathway
Cellular component (GO): membrane
Molecular function (GO): urotensin II receptor activity
Source: RefSeq, a predicted model, not a curated record